AAAAAACCCACCAAAAAUGUCGACCCCCAAAGUCACCCUGAAGCUCCUGAUCAACAAGAAAACAAAGAAAGUGCUGUUUGCUGAAGCAGGGAAAGACUUCGUCGAUUUCCUCUUCACCCUCCUCUCCUUCCCGCUGGGAACCGUGAUUAAGCUCCUGUCCAAGAACAAAAUGGUGGGCAGCCUUGGAAAUCUGUACCACAGCAUCGAAGAGCUGAGCGAUACGUUCUUCCAGUCCAAAAUAGGCAAGGGCACCGUUCUGAACCCAAAAGUUCCUUUCCGUCCGAGUGGCAGCAGCACCCUUUUGCUAUCUGGAGGCGGGGAGGAGGGAACGGGAACAACGACCAGGAAGAUCUACAUGUGCCAUAAUUAUAAACACCAGCAUGUGACUGAUAACCCGCAAACUCUUUGUCCUAGUUGCAAAGGUACGAUGAGCAACGAGAUGCCCUUUGUAAACCCACCUCCUGCUGCUGCUAGCACAGACAAAGCUGUGGGUGUGAACAGUGAAGAAGGUGGGUUCGUGAAGGGUGUGAUAACUUACAUGGUGAUGGACAAUCUGGAGGUGAAGCCAAUGUCCACAAUCUCCAGCAUCACCAUGUUGAAUAAGUUCAACGUUCAGGAAGUUGGUGCUCUCGAGGAGAAGGUCAUUGAGCUUGGAAUGGACGAGGGGUUGAAUCUGCUGAAGGCGUCUCUGCAGUCCCAGACAGUUCUGACAAAUGUUUUCCUUGGAGCAUGAAGCGGUUCAGUGAUUAAGUUCAUGGAUGUAAUCUCGCUCUCUGUUACUGUUGUUGCAAUGUUUGAAAUCGGUUCCGUUUUGGCGGGUUUCUGGGAAUGAUCAUUUAGUGUUCUUAGUCUUGUUACGUUUCAGUCUUUCUUAAUGUCUUUUGGGAGUUGGGACAUCUCCUUGUUCGGCUUCGAGCCUAUCUAUGUCAUGAAUUUCAAUGAAUGCUGUCUAC
Linum tenue is the source of this 953-nucleotide messenger RNA. The record is from the annotation of a GenBank genome assembly. Lineage: Eukaryota; Viridiplantae; Streptophyta; Magnoliopsida; Malpighiales; Linaceae.